UGAUUUCUUGCUGUCCUGAGUUGUGGAUACCGGGGAGAAGGCCGGAGGUAUGGCGGAGGAGGAUGAGGAGGAGAUUACUGAGGACCAACUAAGAGUGAAAUCCAAGCCUCUUCCAGUCUCUGCUUUGUCUGCUUUCAGUUGCGUCCCGUCUCGACGCACCGGACCUAAAGAACACAGCUAUUUUUAUCAGGAAGGGAAGACAGGAGUUGUUUCCAUAUUUGAUUGCAUUUUUAAAAGGCCUCUGGAUUACAAUCAAAAUUUGCACCGAGAUGAUCGAGAGCAUGCCAAAAGUAUAGGACUCAAGGUUAAUGAGGAGGAAUGGGCAAGACCUAUUGGAGUAUUAACAUCUUCUCUUUAUGGAAGACAUAUAUAUAAGCCUGUGGAAGAGAUGAACAGAGAGCAUGUGAGGGUUAACCAUCUGAAGGGCGAGUUCUAUCGGAAGAAUGCUAUCACUUGCAUGGAAGAACCUGGUUAUGGACAUAUUGCUCCAUCCUAAUUUCUUUAUAUACUUCAUUGGGCAAAUUGAGGUGGCGUUAAAAAGUAUAGUUAUAGAAAGGAUGAGCAAAGUUUGAUUUAAUUUUUAACUUUCAAAUUCUUUUUGGAAAUAAGACUGUUAGGAUUAUUAUUAUAGAAUGAUAGUUGUCUUAACUACUUGAUUAAAUAUUUUCAUUGUGGAGCACCAGUUUUCUGCAUAGUUUAAGGAGCUGCUACAAAAUUUUUAAAGCUCAUUUUGUAGUUAAUAUAUUUUAUGUCAAUGUUACUUUGAUUAAAUGAAAAACUAUUUUCCUAUCAUAUGUCCAAAAGUAACUUAAUAAAAUUUUUUCCUCUGUUGUAA
This is a messenger RNA of Antechinus flavipes (yellow-footed antechinus), 835 nucleotides long. It is a transcript of the gene CFAP90, whose product is annotated as cilia and flagella associated protein 90. The record is from RefSeq and is a predicted model, not a curated record. The transcript has 3 exons. Lineage: Eukaryota; Metazoa; Chordata; Mammalia; Dasyuromorphia; Dasyuridae. Bases 50 to 496 code for a protein of 148 amino acids.